Molecule: messenger RNA, 2372 nt
Organism: Prunus dulcis (almond)
Lineage: Eukaryota; Viridiplantae; Streptophyta; Magnoliopsida; Rosales; Rosaceae
Product: trihelix transcription factor ASIL2
Exons: 1
Coding region: 880-1956 (358 amino acids)
Cellular component (GO): nucleus
Molecular function (GO): transcription cis-regulatory region binding
Source: RefSeq, a predicted model, not a curated record
UCCUCUCACAUCCCCCAUUCCCUCAUCAAUUGCUACAAAACAGAACCUGCCCCUAUUGGUGCAAUUAGUUAGUACCACCACCACCUCUUGUCCCCCAACCCCUACCUCCCUCUCUCCCACGCUCUCUCCCCCUCCUCAACCCCUCACGACCUACAAAAGGCUACCCACAAAAACAAUACCAAAAAAAAAAAAAAAAAAACCCAAAACCACCACUAACCGCUAACCCAAGCCCACAUACAAAAAUGCCAAGCCAAUCACCACCCAACCAAGUCAUAAUAAUAGGCUCAUAGUCUCUUUAGCCACCCACCCUCCACCCACCGCCUCACCCACACAAGUUAUUAUUUUACCAAAUUACCAACAAAUUGCUGAUGAUGGUGAUGAUGAUCAAAUCAAAGAAUGACAAAGAUAAUGGGCAAAGUCAGACAGAGAAGGUGGACCUGGCCCCCCACCUCCCUCUCCCUCUCCCUCUCCCUCUCUCUCUUGUGGUGGUGUGUGCGCGUAGGUUAACUAACCCCCACCCCCCUGGCGCACGUUAGCCACCUCACCCCCACCUAAGCGGUGGCCUCAUCCCACCGCUCAUCUCACCCCACUAGAUCUCAAAAUCAGCCGCACACCCCUCCACCCACCCACCCCCCACCCUACCCCUCUUUUACCCACCACACAAAACAAAUCAAUCAUGCUACCAAACACCACUUUCUCCUCCUCCCCCAACCCUCAUCCUUAUCCUCCCCACCUUUCUCUAUACUGCGCCGCCUCCCUUAUACUUCACCCCUCCCCCCCUAAAAAAAACCAACAAACACCCCCAUCCUCCUCAUCUCCUCCUCCUCCUCCUCCUCCUCCACAACACCGAACGCAAACCCAGCACCAAAGCAACCAACCAUGGCUUCUUCUCCUCCAUCUUCGCCCCAAGACGACUCCAUCCUCCCUCUCCAAUCGGACCCACCGCAGGCCGUCCCUCUGGCCCUCCCGGCCCCACCGCCGCCCCAAACCCAGCAACCCAACCCAACCCCUCCCUCCUCCCGCCGCCUCCCUCCCCCUUGCUGGUCCCACGAAGAGACCAUCGCCCUCAUCGACUCCUAUCGCGACAAGUGGUACUCUCUCCGCCGCGGCAACCUCAAGGCCACCCACUGGCAGGAGGUCGCCGACGCCGUCGCUCACCGCUGCCCCGCCGCUUCUCCUCCCAAGACCGCCGUCCAGUGCCGCCACAAGAUGGAGAAGCUACGGAAACGGUACCGGACGGAGAUCUCGAGGGCCAAGUCCAUGCCUUUGUCCAGAUUCACCUCUUCCUGGGUCCACUUCAAGCGGAUGGACGCCAUGGAGAAGGGUCCCGCGGCUGCGAAGAGGGAGAACUCGGAGAGUCCUGGGGAGGAGGACGAGAAUGAUGAGAAUGAGGAAGAGGACGAUCAGGAUCAGGAGCUGUAUGAGGAGCUGAGAUAUGGGUCGAAUAUGAAGAGCAUGAGCAAGUUGUAUAGAAAUGGAGUUGGGGUUGGAGGCAGUGGUGGAAGUAGUGGAGGUGGGUUUAGGAUUCGGAUCCCAACUGGGGUUAGUAUAGCUCAGCCCGGGACCAAGGUUUAUCCGAAAAUGGAUCCGAAAUUCGGGUUGAAUUCGAAUUCGGGAUCUGGUUCAGGGCCGGGGUAUGGGAGUGCUAAGGUGAUGAGGGAGUGUGGGAAUUCGGUGAGGCCUGGAUUGGGGAAGAGGGAGAGGGAGGGGAGAGAGAGGGAGAGAGACCCCGUGGCAGAGAUGGUUUCGGCGAUCAAGGUUUUGGGAGAUGGGUUUGUGAGGAUGGAGCAGAUGAAGAUGGAGAUGGCGAGGGAGAUCGAGACGAUGCGGAUGGAGAUGGAGAUGAAGCGGACCGAGAUGAUUUUGGACUCGCAGCAGAGGAUUGUGGAGGCUUUUGCCAAGGCAGUUUCGGAGAAGAAGAAGAAGGCCAAGCGAAUGCCCUCCCCGGAGGCAUAGCUGGGCUUGCAGUGGUUGAGUUUCCGGAAAUUCUAAAAGACGAAUGAGCUUCCUGUUCAUAGCAGCCAAAUGCGUUUGCAUCUUAGGGACUAAGAUUGUGAGUUAUUAGUUGUAAGUUCUGUGUUUAACUUUCGCUUUCGAGCCACUUUUUACAAUUAUUUUCCUUUUAAGUCAUGAGGAGAAUGUGAAACUUGAUCACUUUAGCUUGAUUCUGCUCCUUUGUAGCGAUUGUAGCUUAAUCUUUGUAGUUUGUAGUUCGUGUAGUGGAGGAAAACUAUGUAGAAUAGUUGUUGUCUCUCUGUUUAUCUCUUGGUUUAAUGCAUAGAAGCUCUAGCUGUUAAAAUCUUACUCUUUUCUUUUGAUCCGAUAGUAAGAAUGCUUGCUUUAUAAAAAUGGGAAGAGGAUUCUUUUGUUUU